AUGUCUGAGCUUGGAACUAGAGAGAAUAAGGGACAGCCAACAUUGCAUGAUAUAAAUGAGUUAAUAUGUAUGUGUUUUAUACUCUACCUAGCAGUAUGUACCGCUUACUUUAUUAAUGUAAUUUCACACCCCUUUGUUGUUGUUAUGGUCUAUGCUCCUCUUCGGAGUCUAGAUAAGCAGGAGAAGCAAUUAUAUGCUAAGUUGUCAAAGUGCGAGUUUUGGUUAAUAGAAGUGAGUUUUCUCGAUCAUGUGAUUUCUAGUGGAGGUAUUGAUGUUGAUCCUUCAAAGUUUGAGGUUUUGUUGCAGUGGGAGACUCCAAAGUCUGUCACUGAGAUCCAAAGUUUUCUUGGGUUAGCUGGUUAUUAUCGUAUAUUCAUUGAGGUCUUUUCUAAGUUGGCUUUUUCGUUAACUCAGCUAACUAGGAAGGGCCAGGCUUAUGUUUGGGAUGUGAAGUGUGAAGAGAGUUUCCAAAAGCUUAAGAGGAGGUUGACGUUAGCUCCAGUGUUGGUUUUGUCGAGUCCAACUGAAUCUUUUGUCGUGUGUUGUGAUACUUCUAAGAUGGAUUUAUGA
This is a messenger RNA of Vicia villosa (hairy vetch), 570 nucleotides long. RefSeq lists its product as uncharacterized. Bases 1 to 570 code for a protein of 189 amino acids. The record is from RefSeq and is a predicted model, not a curated record. The transcript is spliced from 3 exons. NCBI's taxonomy places the organism in Eukaryota, Viridiplantae, Streptophyta, Magnoliopsida, Fabales, Fabaceae.